Molecule: messenger RNA, 5772 nt
Organism: Phytophthora nicotianae INRA-310
Lineage: Eukaryota; Oomycota; Peronosporomycetes; Peronosporales; Peronosporaceae
Exons: 1
Coding region: 1-5772 (1923 amino acids)
Biological process (GO): nucleus-vacuole junction assembly
Molecular function (GO): protein-membrane adaptor activity; protein binding
Source: RefSeq, a predicted model, not a curated record
AUGACAAUUAACCCACCAAAAUGCGCUGUGAACAUGGAACAGCGACUGGCGGCGCUGCGGCGCGACCAGGAGAUCGACGGGUUGAGAGUCUACCUCAUCAAGUACAACCUCUUUCCACGCAACCGAGACCCCCACAACUCACCUAUUCGUUUGGAGGAACUCAAAGAGCUCGUCAAGCACUGGAAACUUCAUCGACAACGUGGAUUUUGGCGCGAUCAUCCGGAUAAAGACGACCUCGUUCGUGCCUUGUUGCAGCAUAUCAAGAGCGAGGCUGCGAACAAGAAACGUCGACAGGAAGCACAGGACAAGUAUCGCAGCAAAACGUUGACUGGAGCUGACGAUGGAAGUCCCGGGAAGCAUCGAGACUUCUCGACGUUCUUCGGUGGCAACGCGAAUGCCCAUUCGAGUGGGGACGAAGACGAGAACGGUGAUGAUGACCGAGAACAAGCCGUGGCUGUUGCCAAGAAGAAAAACUUCGGUGGCGAUUUGUUCUACCAACGUGGCGACUACAACGAAGGGCUCAUCUAUCUGUCUCGAAUCGACAGGUCUCGCUUCCAGUCUGAAAGUCACAAUCCGUGCCAAGAUCUCCUCACGACGUCGGCAUCUGCACCUACACCACUCAACCGCCUACUGGUGACUCCUGAUGCCAAUAGCAAGCACAAAGGUGCUGCUGCAAGUGAUAAAGAAGUCGAGCGAGCAAUGAACCAGAGGCCGUCGAUGUUGAUUGCUCCCAUGCUUACUGGCUCCGUCAACACUGCACAUCUGACCAAGGAUACGAAGCUCAAGUCUGUUGAAGGAUUAUACAGCAUUUCAUGCCACAAAGGCUACGAGGCUCAACUACUGCGCGAAGGUGCGCUCGCUACGCUGUCAAGUGUCCUCAAAUUGGACGAUCCGACUAUCCGACUGUACUCUGCAGCGGCGAUUCUGAACCUCACGCAUUAUGUUCCAGCGCCGAUGUCACCACUGCCUACUCCAGUGAAGAAGGUGAAGACUCAGUCAUCAUCUUCUCUACUGGCAUUGGCACCUCAAGCGACAAAAGAUCGGUACUCAAAGAUGAUAGACGAAGGCGUCAUUGCAGCGCUACUGGAUCUCGUGCAUACCCCACAUCCGACUGUCAAGGCUUUGUGUGCCCGUGCGCUUCUUCGCUUCACAAUUGAUGAGUCUCACCACUUCGCCAUGGUGCAUGAAGGUGUUGUAGCUGCGCUUUCGCAGAUUAUGGCAACAGUGACCACAACGGCGGCGUCACCUUUAGCUGCACCGAAUGACGUGAAGCUCUUCUGUGUGUUAGCGCUCGUCAAUUUGUCUGGUGUACCUCGCGCUGUCACGUGCGAUGCGUUGUUGAACUCGAUCAUGGUGUUGGCCAGACAGGGAGACACUGUGACGCGAAGAAUUUGCGCUCAAGCGCUACUGAACCUCUCGAUUCUUCCUACAACUCGUGGAAUAGUGGUAGACGAAGGAGCAAUCGCUGCUUUGGAAGUGUUGACGGCUGUGGCGAUGAAACCGCUACAACUCAUGCUCUUGGAGAUGAUCACGUGUACACUAUGCAACUUGGCUGCUGUCAAGAACAACCAAGACUCACUGACGAAGAACAGCGCGUUGACGACCUUGUCGGAUAUCCUCAUAAGCGUUGAGGCAGAGCUGCGUCGGAUGCAGAACGCUGCCAAGACAGAAGACAGUGCGGAAGAGGAGGCAGUCGCUAGCUCUCUGUUGGUCUCAAUCCGCAAGAACUGCGUCAACUCUAUCGCGAUGCUCUGCUGCAACCCAAAGCUCCAAGUCCGUGUACGCAAUGCUGGCUUCAUACCGAAGCUUCUGGACAUUCUUCGACGCGAUGAGUUUAACGACGACGAGUACAGCGAUGAUGAAGAUCAUGUUUUCUCACGAGGUAUCGAUCCUGAAACCGAGAAGUUUGUGGUUGUAGCACUUGCCAAUCUAGCGCUAGACGAUCGCUGCCGCCCCAGUCUCGUGCAAGACGGAGCAGUUCCUCUCUUCCUCGGUUUGUUACGUGCUGCGGAGCCUCCUGUCUUAGUUACAAGUUACACAGGCGCUGCAGAUAACCAAGAAGAUAAAAGAGCGGCUGCGUUGCUACUCAAGCUGGACUGUGUGACGGCAUUGAGCAACUUGCUGCUUCAUCCCGCCAACUUCCAGGCAUUAGUGGAUGCAGGUGUGGUGCCUGCAUUCCUGGAUCUUAUCCGCAACGAGGACACAUCCGCUAGCAAUAGCAGCAAGGAGAUCCAGAAGGCUUGUGUUUAUGCGAUGCUGGGUUUGGCCAAAGACCCAGGAAUGAAGACUCGACUCGCAGAAGCUACUCAAAAGCGUGUGGAUGGGGAGAAUUCAAGCGACCAAGGCGGUGCCAUUCCGACAAUGCUGGUGUUCGCAUCGAGGAAUCUGGCCAACGCUGAACUCUGUGGUGUCUGUAUUAGCUUCUUGCACCACUUGUCGUCGCGAGCUGUGAAUCACGAAUUAUUAUUCUACGAAGGAGCUGUGGGUCUACUCGUACGUGUGUUGAAGAAACCAAGCUCAGCAGAGCCACCAGCCACGAUAUACGCGCUCUGGCUGGACUGCUUAGCAACGCUUUCCCACCUCGCAUCCUAUGAGGCCAGACGCCCUUCACUUCUUGACGACGGCGUUCUUGAAGCUAUUCAGCAUUUUCUGAUCGUCUCGGCUGCAGAUCAGCGACCACGUGAUACACUCACUGACCGCAGUAUCAUCAAGGCUCAGUACGCUGCGUCUCAAAUCGUUUACAAGAUGCAUGAACUCUGCAGUGGAAUCGCUGUUGCUGGAUCGGGAGCGAUAGAUGCACCAGCAUUUUUCUCGUGUUUGCUGCUGCUAGCGACGCAGUCUGCGUCCAAGAACUCACGGUUGUCCAAGUCGACGGUCGCUCUGCAACAUCGAACAGCGCGACGAACGGCACUUACGAUCGCUAAGGUGGCGCUGGCUGUACCUCAAGGUCCCAGGCUGUUGGCAGAGCAUGUGGAUAUUCCACCUGCGUUGAACAUGGUCAUGCGCACGGGUAUUCACGAAGCUCAAGUGUGCGCUGCUAUCGCACUAUGUAACUUGGCAGCCGAGCGACCAGCACCAGCGAAAGGCAAGCCUCUUCCAAGAAUAUGGCGCGAUGCGACUGUGGACGACUUCAUCGUCAUUACACUGCUGCGAGUCAAUAGUCCUCAGACUAAGGGGAUCUGCGCCAAGGCGCUGUUCAAUCUUCUGAUUCAUGAAGACGCACGCGACCAGCUCAUGCGAGAUGGCGUUCUCUAUGCGCUACUGAAGCUUGCUCGGCUGGAAAGUGACUCCAUCCGUGAUCUAGCGCUGCGUGCGCUGUACAACAUCUCUCUGGAUGCUAAAAAGACGAUGCAACUACUGGAGAUGGAGCUCGUGCGGAUACUGGCGAAGAUGUACCAAGCGGACCUGAAUAAAACCAUGAAGCGACUCAUGGUCGGCAUCUUGAGCAACCUUUCCAGUGCUUCCUGUGCUCUCAGUAGUAAUGUUACUACCAAUAAUGACGGUGAAGGGAAGAAUGGAGAGGGAAAUGUACUUAUUACAAAGAAUGUCGAGCUGCAGAUGCUUCAGGAGGGAGUACUGAGUGUUUUGAAAAAUCUGGUCAAAGUGCGCGAUCCCGAGAUGAAGUUGUACGUCGCUAAUGUGCUGUAUAAUCUAUCGUGUGCUGCCGACUCUCGCGUCGCGGAGAUUCUGGUUCAAGACGAAAGCAACGUGCUAGGCAUCCUGGUGGCAGAGCUCAAGUCGGAGAGCAAGGACGUGCGAAAGUAUGCAGCCAAGACCCUCGCCAACCUCAGUGCUUCUUCCGUCGCUGUGCAGAUCAUGACUAACGACGCCGCCUCAGCUGUAGUGAGUGUCAUCAACGAUACCAUGAAAGGCGGAAAGACUAAAACAGGGUCGACUCCUACUGGAAUUGGGACUUCAAACACGCUAUCCGUCUGCGCUGAGACGAAUUGUGCCUGUGUCUUUACACUCCGCAAUCUCUUCUCAUUGGAGACGAAUCAGCGUAAGUUUAUCGCGUGCAAUGGUCUACCGACUCUUGCCGCUCUCCUCACAAGUCCAGCAAUGGAAACCGAAGCUCCUACUCUAUGUGUGGCUACUGAUAUGAUCUGCUCGCUUGCUAAGCUCAACGCUGGCUCUGGUAAACCUGGAGAACUGUCGUAUGAAGAGCGCCUCGUGAAAGAUGGAGUUGUUCGUGCUCUGGUGGCGAUUGCCAAGGGUGCAAUGGACGGAUCAACCACGCGAGCUGAGGAGAAUGUGGCUUGUAUGAAUAUUGUCACAUCUCUGAGCAGUUUGUCGAUACAUCCGCGGUGUCAUGAUGCCAUGUUGCGUGAUGGAGCUCUGGAUGCUCUAGCAGUCUUGUGUGUGACGAACCCUUCUGAUACUCGAGCACCUUUUAAAGGUCUCGUAAGUGUACGAGGAGAGACAUUUGCACUACACUGCAUGAUAGUGAUACGGAAUUUAUCGCGUCAAGAGCCCCCUCCAUCGUCGUCGGGACCGCCUACAAGUGACAGUGAUGCUGGAAAUGGUCGUACCGAUAAGGCUGAAGACGUGCGUAGCCAGAGAUUGACUUCUCAGCCUUCCUUGGUCCCCAUCGUAUUGGCAUUAUCACAGUCCUCUAGUCCUCAGACUCGCGAGCACGUGGUGGUGUCACUGUACAGUUUGGCUCGAUUGCGUCGUAGUAAGCGGCAAAUGAUCAAGAACGACGCCGUUAAAGUGCUUCUACGUCUCGGUACGACUGCUAUUACGCCAUUCAAGCGGCACGUCUGCUCGUUGGCGCUACAAGCACUGGCCACCCAUGCUCCACCGCCUGUUCCAGCACAGACUAAUAGUUCCGACCCCACAGUAGCUACUGCAGAUGCAGUCACGAAUGCUGCUGAUUGGGAUGAUCCUCACGUGGAUAAGGUGGUUCAAGAAGGAAUUGUGGCAGCAAUUGCAGCUCUCGCAGACUCACAUCAACACGAUUUGCUUGUCAGCGUAUCAACGAAUCUGUACGUGAUCGCCACUCCACCCCCGGCAGUAACUGAGUCGAUAUUACUUUUGCGCACUACAAAUCGAGCGAUCGAGCAACGUGGCGCUCCUCCUGACUGGACUAAAGUGCUGAUUACUGACUUAAUAUCCUGGCCUGAGAUUGAAAUGGGAACCAGCCGAACCACAGCUAUCCGUGUUGACAGUAAUUUAGCACUGGGAUCGUUAUCAUCUGGUCUACAAGAGGAAGAUAACGACGAAGAUUCCUACUCGGACGCUAGUGAUGAUGAAAAUCGUCGAAAAGGUUCACAAGGCAGAUCAAGCGGAAAGGUGAUGAGCCCAAGUUCACCAAAGAAGCAGCCGCAAUCAGGUCCUAACUCAAAUUUGGCUCCUCCGCGAAUAUGCAGCUCAGACGCGGUGUUGGGCUGGUUCCAAUUACUGACUGACCCGAAACCGGAGAAAGUGCGAGUGAGUGUAGACUUUGAACUGGCAGGCCGCCGCGCAGUUGCAUCUUCUCCAAACACGUCUUCUGUAUCGAGUAAUGACGAAUUGCCGAAACUUCGUCCCGAGACUUCUCCAGAGGGGUUAACAGAAGAUAAUUCGAGACUUGGCGGAAAGUUAAAUGAUGGAGGGCAGUCCACCCUUACACAAGCUCGACAAAAUGCAGCGAAUAGUGGCACAUCCACAUACCGACGUUUGACCAGCAAUGGAAUUCAUCGAGGCAAUACGCCAGACAGUCCCCUUAAAUCGUCUGCAGCUAUCGCUAAACGGAGAUCCCAUCAACUGGAGCCGCUUUCCAAUUCAAAUUAG